UUUAAAAAUAUUUUAAAAAGUAUCCAAAAAUAUACGCGUAUGCGUAUUUGUUGUUGAAACGAAGUCGAAAGAAGUAAAUAAUACAAAUCCACAUACAUGUUCUCUGUUAUUGGAAAACGAGAAACUGAAAAAUUUUAAACUAAAAAGUAAAAGUGAGAGAAAAUCAAGGCAACAGCAGCAGCAGCAUUGUCAUCAUCACCAUUCCAAAAUCUUUAAUUUGGACCAAAUUGUAAUUUCUUCGACAAGAAGGCAGUUUUAUUUUAAAUUCUCUAGCAAUACCAACUUUCCAAUAAUUCGCAUUCUCUAACGAAUAAGAAGACAUCGACGAGUGGAGAAGCAAUCGCUUGAGAAAAAAAUAAAGGAAAAGAAAAAAAUAAUAAAAGUAACGACAGAAAAAGUGCAACGGUGUCCUCAGAAUGCCGGGCGGAACAACGGAAGAGGGUCUGGUGAGCACGGAAUGGCUUUUUAGCGAACUUCGUUCGCUAGGGGGGCCGAGUCGGCUACUUGUUUUGGACUGCAGAGCUCACUCAGAAUUUGCCGAGGCACAUAUAAGGGGCUCUGUGCCACUGGCGAUUCCUAGCAUCAUGCUGCGUCGCUUGGCUGCAGGUAAGGUGGAUCUCCUGGCGACGAUCAGGUGCCUCGAUCUAAGGGCCAGAGUAGAAGUAUUUUUGUACGGGGACAAGGAGAGCCGUGGGACUUUCAUACUGAUUGGAGAUUCCACCGAGCCUGCUGGUCACCAGGGCGAGACGAUCCAAGUUCUGACUCGGAGGCUUCGAAACAGCGGCGGCAGAGUAGCUAGUUUAAUUGGUGGUUUCGGAGCGUUCAGAGACAGAUACCCUGAAUGGUGCGAAGGGGGUCAGGCAAAUGCCGAAGGACUAACUGGGCAAGAUCCAAACGAGGGAGAACUUAUGGGCCUUAGAUCCCUUCGCAUUUCAACCCCACCCACAACGAGAGCCUAUUCCGAUUCUGAUAGCGACAGUACCUGUGACUCUGUCGGGCCAGAGGAAGACAAAGACUUUCCAGUGGAAAUACUACCGCACUUAUAUUUAGGAAAUGCAGCCAACAGCGAAGACAGAGAUGCCCUAGCUCGCCACAGAAUACAAUAUAUCCUGAACGUUACACCUGAUUUACCAAAUGUGUUUGAAGAUGCUGGCUCUAUCAAAUACAUGCAGAUACCUAUCAGCGAUCACUGGAGUCAAAACUUGGCCAGCUUUUUUCCUCAGGCAAUUCAGUUCAUCGAGGAAGCAAGAAGUUCGGAUAAAGGUGUACUGGUCCACUGUUUAGCCGGAGUAUCACGUUCCGUAACAAUAACGGUUGCCUACCUUAUGCACAAGUGCAGCCUUAGCCUGAAUGACGCUUUUAAUUUAGUACGAAGCCGGAAGUCAAACGUAGCUCCGAAUUUUCACUUCAUGGAACAGUUGCACAGCUUUGAAAUAGAGCUCAGGAAUCGGGGGGAUAGAAGUAAAGGCAACGACAGAAGGUGUAUCGGCGCCUGCCGACCUGGAGGUCCUUGCAAUUGUCCCGUACCUAGCUUUUUAAGUCCUAUCGAUCUAGGUCUUAGUCCUGAUUCAGGUAUUGAGUUUGAUAGAUGGGCGGCUAGUACGCCGGCAGAAUGAGACGGGGCUGGGGGGACCCAAUACAAAUUCUAGGUCCCUCCCAGCUAUUCAUUCUGCCCAGCUCAGCCCAACGCGGCCACGUAAUUGCUACGGGUACACGG
Messenger RNA from Neodiprion virginianus, 1717 nucleotides. It is a transcript of the gene Mkp3, whose product is annotated as dual specificity protein phosphatase Mpk3. Gene Ontology annotation, molecular function: protein tyrosine/threonine phosphatase activity; MAP kinase tyrosine/serine/threonine phosphatase activity. Gene Ontology annotation, cellular component: cytosol; cytoplasm. Gene Ontology annotation, biological process: protein dephosphorylation; negative regulation of MAPK cascade. The transcript is spliced from 4 exons. The record is from RefSeq and is a predicted model, not a curated record. Lineage: Eukaryota; Metazoa; Arthropoda; Insecta; Hymenoptera; Diprionidae. The coding region runs from base 417 to 1616 and encodes 399 amino acids.